AUUAUUUCUAACAAUUAUACUACUCACGUACUACAUAUUGAACAAAAUAAAAAUAAACAAGAUUUUUAAUAAGCAUGAUUUAUAAGUCUAAUUAUAUAGCACACAUUUUUUUAAGUAGAUUUUUGAAGCGUAUAUAUGCCCACAAUUUUAUAGUGCAAUUAAACACUACCAAUUUUACUCAGCUGAGAGAGAGUAGUGACUGAAGAAUAUGCUUUUCCUCCACAACUCCUCCGCCGCCCGCCGCCGGUAAACGUCUGAGCUUGACGGCAAAACCCUAGACUCUUUUCCGCUGGGAAGAAAACCCACGGGCCUCGCAUUUGCCCACGUCAUGCGUUAGCUGAAUUCUCGAUUUAUUUUAGCUAUUACUGUUACUACUAUUUUCGAGCAGUAAUGCGAUCGUCUCUUCUUCUCUCUCGCCUCCGCCAUGAACGAAGCCGUCAGUUCCUGUUCCGCUGCACCAUUGCUCAGUUUCAUGCCCCUCUCUCGUCGCGCGAGCCGGAAAAGGAACAUACUAAUUUGCAAGAAAACAAAAUUGUUAAUUCUGAUAAUGAUUUUUCUUGCCCUCAUGGGCGCGCUCAACGGCGGCGUUCAGCCGCAAUCUCAAAUUUCUUAGCGGCGAAUUCUAUGCCGAGAGUUGUUCCUCCGUCUAACUCGAUUUUGCCCUUCACACGAAGUUUUUUCACGAGGGCUAAAAAGAUUGAGAAGAUUGCAUCUAUAGAUCAUGGCCAGCGAGCAGUCACAACUGCACUCUGGUGCAACUUUCUUGUUUUCUCUCUCAAAUUUGGGGUCUGGUUAUCCACCUCGAGUCAUGUGAUGUUGGCGGAAGUUAUUCAUUCAGUUGCAGAUUUUGCAAAUCAGGCUCUUCUUGCUUAUGGCUUAAGUAGCUCACGCCGGGCACCAGAUGCUCUCCACCCGUAUGGUUAUUCCAAGGAAAGAUUUGUGUGGUCUUUAAUUUCUGCUGUUGGUAUAUUUUGUCUUGGUUCUGGUGCUACGAUUGUUCACGGAGUUCAAAAUUUAUGGACUGCUCAGCCCCCUGAGCACAUUGAGUACGCUGCUCUCGUGAUUGCUGGUUCUUUCCUUAUUGAAGGUGCUUCCCUCAUUGUUGCCAUCCAUGCUGUUAGGAAAGGUGCCGCCGCAGAAGGAAUGAAAGUGAGGGACUAUGUCUGGCGUGGUCACGAUCCAACAGCUGUUGCUGUCAUGACAGAGGAUGGUGCUGCUGUUACUGGCCUUCUCAUUGCCGGUGCAUCGUUGGUGGCUGUGAACACCACAGGGAAUGCAAUUUAUGAUCCUAUUGGUUCAAUCAUCGUAGGAAACCUUUUGGGAAUGGUUGCAAUAUUUCUGAUUCAGAGGAAUCGUCAUGCUUUGAUUGGCAGAGCGAUUGAUGAUAAUGAUAUGAAAAGAGUGCUCCAUUUUCUUAAAAAUGACCCGGUUGUGGAUUCAGUGUACGAUUGCAAAAGCGAGGUGAUUGGACCAGGGUUUUUUAGAUUCAAGGCUGAAAUAGACUUCAAUGGCGUGGUAUUGGUGCAAAACUAUCUGAGCAGAACUGGCCGCGAAGAGUGGGCUAAACAGUUCCGGGAGGCUGCCAAGGAAAACGAUGACUCUACAAUGUUCAAGAUCAUGUCAAACUACGGUGAGGAAGUGGUGACAGCUCUUGGAAGUGAAGUCGAUCGCCUAGAAAAAGAGAUUCAAGAAAUUGUUCCUGGUAUUAGGCAUGUUGAUAUUGAGGCACACAAUCCUAUUGUUCCUCCUUCACCUCCACCACCAUAGUUGCUCACAUUCUUGCUUUCUUUUACAAAUUGUAACCAUAUAUGGAAUCUCUUCACCAAAUCAUAUACUAUUAUAUGUUGGCUUUUUGGGCUAUAUGAGAGAGGGGGAUGUGAAUAGUACUGGGAUCUUUCUUGUUAAUAUAAGUCUUGAGGGCAAAUGUUCAGUUUCUGAAAACCAGUUUAAUUUGAAUUUUAGUUUCUUACUAUA
Molecule: messenger RNA, 1974 nt
Organism: Salvia miltiorrhiza (redroot sage)
Lineage: Eukaryota; Viridiplantae; Streptophyta; Magnoliopsida; Lamiales; Lamiaceae
Product: metal tolerance protein C4
Exons: 13
Coding region: 391-1767 (458 amino acids)
Biological process (GO): zinc ion transport; transmembrane transport
Cellular component (GO): membrane
Molecular function (GO): monoatomic cation transmembrane transporter activity
Source: RefSeq, a predicted model, not a curated record